Molecule: messenger RNA, 796 nt
Organism: Rhizophagus irregularis DAOM 181602=DAOM 197198
Lineage: Eukaryota; Fungi; Glomeromycota; Glomeromycetes; Glomerales; Glomeraceae
Source: RefSeq, a predicted model, not a curated record
AUGUAUAUUACGGGUAUUGCAUACUGCGGACUAGUGGAGAUUGCGCUAUUACGCUAUAUAGUUGUUGGUGUCAGAAGUCAGAACUGUCAGAUGAUCUCAAUUUAUAUUGUCAUUUCAUCAGUUAUCAUCCAAAGUAAAAAAUGCGCCUUUUUAUUUUUAUUUAUAAAGUUUAGAUUCAACCUUACAGUUAUGGAGUUUUUUGUAAUUAUACUUAGAAUCAACUGCUGCGGUAACAUUGAUAUAUACAGCAUACUUGUGAUGUAUGUUGAGGUUACAGGUUUAAAUCCUCCCCUCAUGUACUAUCUCAACAUUGAUGUCCUCCCAAAACAUGGUCUAGUACAAACCAAAUUUCGUAGCAUUGCAUUACUAUCGAAAUCUUCCAGCUUGGAUUGUUCAAUUAAUGAACAAUCUGAAAUAAAGAGUCACCCAUUCAAGGAAUUAAACAUAUAAAACAGUCUGUUUACCUAUCUGUUUUUGAUUUACAUUUCAAACCCACCCAUUAAAUUUAAUGAUUGCACAUAUCACAACUGUCAUCUAUGUACUUUCUGUAUCUAAUGAAAGUAUCAAUAGUGGUAUCUUACAAAAAGGUACCUUCGGACUCGCUCUUAUCCUUGAAAUCCUUUACUCCUGGUUAUGAAACGGAAUGAUCAGGAUCAUGUGAAUUUUUGUUAUGCUGGGAUCGCACAUUUCCUUCCAUCACUCACGUCACGUACGCGUUAUAAUAUACGCCAGUUUAAGUUGCAAACACUCAAAGCAUGAUGUAAAAACUAUUAAACUAUUAAAAAUAAUAUUUUAU